Messenger RNA from Fukomys damarensis (Damara mole-rat), 1713 nucleotides. RefSeq names its product cocaine esterase. NCBI's taxonomy places the organism in Eukaryota, Metazoa, Chordata, Mammalia, Rodentia, Bathyergidae. The transcript has 13 exons. Gene Ontology annotation, cellular component: intracellular membrane-bounded organelle. The record is from RefSeq and is a predicted model, not a curated record. The coding region runs from base 1 to 1713 and encodes 570 amino acids. Gene Ontology annotation, molecular function: carboxylic ester hydrolase activity.
AUGCAACUGGACAGACUUCCUACCCUGCUGAGCACUGUGGCCUGUGGGCUCCUACUUAUACUAGUUCCAGGCCAAGCUCAAGACUCUGCCAGCCCCAUCCGGGACACACCCACGGGGCAGGUGCGGGGCAGCCUUGUUCACGUGAAUGGCACUGACAUGGGGGUCCACACCUUCCUGGGCAUUCCCUUUGCAAAGCCACCUGUAGGACCACUGAGGUUUUCGCCACCUGAAGCACCUGAGCCCUGGACUGGUGUGAGAAAUGGAACCGCUCUGCCUGCCAUGUGUCUGCAAGGUUCUAAUGCAACUGAUGCACAAGUUUCGACGCUGCUAGUUGCAACUGUGCCUUCCAUUCUCAUGUCUGAGGACUGCUUGUACUUGAACAUCUAUACUCCAGCCCAUGCCCACAAGGACUCUAAAUUGCCUGUGAUGGUAUGGAUCCAUGGUGGUGCACUAGUUGGAGGUAUGGCCUCUCUGUAUGAUGGAUCCAUUCUGGCAGCCUCUGAGAAUGUGGUGGUGGUCAUUAUUCAGUAUCGCGUGAGUGUCCUGGGCUUCUUUAGCACUGGAGACCAGCAUGCCCCUGGCAACUGGGGCUACCUGGACCAAGUGGCUGCCCUACGCUGGGUGCAUGAGAGUAUUACCAACUUUGGAGGCAACCCCGACCGGGUCACCAUUUUUGGAGAGUCUGCUGGUGGAACAAGUGUGUCCUCACAUGUCUUGUCCCCCAUGUCUCAAGGACUCUUCCAUGGUGCCAUCAUGGAGAGUGGGGUGGCUGUUCUGCCUGGCCUCAUCUCCACUUCGUCUGAGGCUGUCCGCACAGAGGUGGCCAGACUGUCUGGCUGUGGGCAGGUAGACUCCGAAGCCCUGGUGAGGUGCCUGCGGGGCAAGAAUGAAAAGGAAAUGCUGGAUAUUACCAAGAACUUCAAGAUCAUUGCUGGUGUAGUGGACGGGUCUUUCCUGCCCAAGCACCCUGAGGACCUACUGGCCUCUCCUGAUUUUCGACCUGUCCCUAGCAUCAUUGGUGUCAACAAUAAUGAGUAUGGCUGUACCCUUCCCAUGAAGUUGCCUGCUAAGUUUGGUGAUCUGGUGAUGGAAGAAUACAUGGGAGACACUGAAGACUCCCAGACAAUCAAAGUUCAGUUCUUGGAUAUGAUGGGCGACUACAUGUUCGUGAUCCCUGCACUGCAAGUAGCACAUAGUCAGCGUACCCAUGGCACUGUCUACUUCUACGAGUUCCAACAUCCUCCCACCUACCUCAAAAGCAUAAGGCCUCCCUACGUGAAGGCGGACCAUGGCGAUGAGGUUCCCUUUGUCUUCAGAUCUUUCUUCCAGGGCAUCUCAAUUAAUUUCACUGAGGAGGAGAAGCUGCUGAGCAUAAGGAUGAUGAAGUAUUGGGCCAACUUUGCCAGAAAUGGGAACCCCAAUGGGGAGGACCUGCCCCUCUGGCCUGCGUUGGACCAUGAAGAGAAGUACCUACAAUUGAACAUCCCGCCUUCUGAGGGUCGUGCCCUGAAGGCCUCUAGGCUGAAAUUCUGGACAGAGACACUGCCUCACCAGUUGGGGGCUUCCCAGGAGAACUAUUCCAGCAUAGCCAAGGAUUUCUUCGGCUGCCUGAUGACCUGCAACUGCAAAAUCAGUGGACAUAGCAACCCCCAGUUUGAGGAAAGUGUUUAUAGUAUCACACAGGGCCUGCAGAAGCUACAUCGAGUGCAUUGA